UGCUCUUAUCCGAGAAAUUUACUUUGGAACUCGACGUCGACAAGGUCUGCAAUUUGAAGAUACUUAUUAUUUUUUAACUAUAAACGACUAAUAUCAAAAACGCCAUUGCGAUGUCUGACGUUCACGCCACUCCGAUUGCCUGGCAGUACGUUUGUUGUUCUCUGCCAAUCCUAAUACCGAUGUCAGUUUAUGUACUUAAGAAGUGUUUCAAUAACAGAUAUCGCACACUCAACUCAAAGGUUGUACUUAUUACAGGUGCCAGUUCUGGAUUAGGUGAGACAUUAGCGCAUGAGUUUUAUUCCCAUGGCUGUGCACUAAUUUUAACGGGACGUAGCAGCAAUGAAUUAGAACGAGUUAAAAAUGAUUUAUUAAGCCGAAGUGAUAUUAAGAAUGUUAACAAACCGUGUAUUCUCGUCUUGGAUCUUAUUGACCAAUCAACAAUAGAAGUAGUUAGUCAAAAAGUUUUAGGAGUUUUUGGUCGUGUAGAUAUUCUCAUCAACAAUGCUGGCAUCAGCUAUAGAGGUAGAGCUGAAGCAACAAUGGCAGAAGUAGAUUACAAAGUAAUGUUGGUCAACUAUUUUGGCCAAGUUGCUUUAACUAAAGCCAUAUUGCCUAGUAUGAUUCACCACAAAAGUGGACAUAUAGUAGCAAUUAGUAGUGUUCAAGGAAAAAUUGCUAUUCCAUUUAGAUCAGCAUAUACUGCAUCUAAACAUGCUUUACAAGCAUUCUUUGAUACUCUCCGAGCUGAAAUAUCACAUCAUAAAGUAAAAGUAACCGUUGUAAGCCCUGGGCACAUUCAAACAAAUUUGUCAUUGAAUGCAUUGACUGGAUCUGGAUCACAAUAUGGUGUUAUGGAUGAAUCUACAAUGUCUGGAUACUCGGCUGAAUAUGUUGCUCAACGAAUAGUAGACGCUGUUGUUAACGAUGAACAAGAGGUCAUCAUUGCUCCAUUGUAUGCUCGUUUAGCAAUUGGCCUACGUUAUGUAUGGCCAAGGUUUUAUUUUUGGCUAAUGAAAUAUAGGGCUGACCAGCAAAAUAGUCAGAAAAUGUAGGAUUCAAGGAUUCCCCGCCAUCAGACGGACGAGCGUCGGCUACAGCCCGUUAUCGUCGGCAUACGGGAAUCUCACAUUUGACAAACAGCCAGGUCAGUCAACUAGAUUUCUAGAUAUUAGCUGUUAAUUAUUAUUUUUUGAGUACUUAUAAUUUUGUAUUUUUGAUUAUAAAUACCUAGUUGUUAGUGAUGCACAGUUUGGCAUAAAUUAUUUAUUUAAUUUGUAUAUCUUAAAUUUGUACAAUGUUUAUUGUUUACUUAUUAAAACUAAAUGCCAUAAUUGAAUUAUUUAGAUAAGUAUAAUUGUACAAAACUGCCCUAAAAGAAACAAAUUAAUAUCAUAAUUUGUGAUUUAUUAAGUAUGAUCAAUAUUGAUAUAACAAGUGGUAUAAAUCUGAUUCCAUUUGAAAU
Melanaphis sacchari is the source of this 1462-nucleotide messenger RNA. RefSeq names its product dehydrogenase/reductase SDR family protein 7-like. Gene Ontology annotation, molecular function: oxidoreductase activity. The transcript is spliced from 7 exons. The coding region runs from base 111 to 1052 and encodes 313 amino acids. Gene Ontology annotation, cellular component: membrane. NCBI's taxonomy places the organism in Eukaryota, Metazoa, Arthropoda, Insecta, Hemiptera, Aphididae. The record is from RefSeq and is a predicted model, not a curated record.